This is a messenger RNA of Erigeron canadensis, 820 nucleotides long. RefSeq lists its product as uncharacterized. Bases 11 to 601 code for a protein of 196 amino acids. The record is from RefSeq and is a predicted model, not a curated record. The transcript has 2 exons. NCBI's taxonomy places the organism in Eukaryota, Viridiplantae, Streptophyta, Magnoliopsida, Asterales, Asteraceae.
CCGACCGACCAUGGAACAUAAGAAUGGUUCCAAAUCAUCAUCAGAUGAGAAGCAGCCGCUGACGUUAGGUUAUACUUGUUCGGACGAUUUGAAGGUGAAAUUGGAUAUGAAAUGUUUCUAUGAAGCUAAAUUCAUUUAUGGCCGUUUGGACGAGAUAGAUAUGCGCCUAAAUGAGGAGGAGGAUGAGGGGGAGGAGGAUCCAUAUAGAAAACCCAGAGAUAUCAGCUUUAUUGGACAAGUGACCAGCCCAAGCUACGUCGCUGUAUUGGUUAAUAUAUACUGUGUUGGACGUUUCAACAUCAUGAGAACCCAUCAACAUGACGACGACGUCGAUCUCCUUGCAAGGAAGUUGAUGGAAUUCGAUUCCCAAUUUAUCCAAGAUCUGGUAGAAAGACCCAACCUUCUUGUUCUACUUUUCAAUGCUGCUGUCCAGUUGAGGAUCGAAAGCCUCAUCAACCUGGUGCUUAAUACUAUCCAUGGUAGGGGGCUUAUUGAUGCUAUCUUCAACAUGCCUGCUAUUAAGGAUUCUGAAUUCCCAUUCUACAAUCGCUAUUUCUGGGAUGUUGCUGCAGUUGCUAAGAUUGAGGACGAUAGCUGCUAAGAAGCACGAUAUGGGCUACAGAAGAUGACAUAUGCGUUGCAGCCGCUGUUAGUAUAAUGAGAUGUCUGCUUGUUCUUCUAAUAACGACUAAUCGUUUUUAAUCUAGCAUGGAACUAUGUAUGUUGGAAGUAUGUUUGUUUUCAAACUAUGUAUUUUGUGUGUGUCAAUGUCAUUUCUAUCUCCUUCAAACACUGUUUAAUGAUAUUAAUGUCGUUUACA